Molecule: messenger RNA, 426 nt
Organism: Trichomonas vaginalis G3
Lineage: Eukaryota; Parabasalia; Trichomonadida; Trichomonadidae
Exons: 1
Coding region: 1-426 (141 amino acids)
Source: RefSeq, a predicted model, not a curated record
AUGCCACAUUACAACAAAGGCGACAAGGUCAACUUCACAGCUGUCAUCAAUGAUCCAGAUACAAACUUCGAUAACAAGUUCACUGUUUCUCUGUUCUACAACGAUAAAGUCAAGAAGACGAUCACAUCAACUAACGAUGCAGGAUUAGUCAGAGUUCCACUUGAUUUCACCAUCCCAACAACAGCAACAACAGAAACAAACACAACAGCCGAAAUCAAGAUCGUAGUCACAACACCAACCGAAUCCUCUGAAAAAUUAACAAAUAUCAACAUCUAUCAAGAUGUUAUCGCAAGUGAUUCUGCAACAGGAAAGAUUGCUACAAAGGAAGCUAAAAAGAAGACCGCCCUUGUUGCAGUUCUCUGUGUCUUAGCUGUCAUUGCUGUUGUUGUUGCGGUAGUCGUUAUUAUUCUUUGGCUGAGAAAAUAA